AUGAUCACGACCCGUGUCAAAGUGUUAUGCGAGCGCAUCAUGAGCCGCGGUUACGAACCACGCGUGGCGCGUCUUAUGGAGAACGUUAAAGACACAGUACGUGCUCAGCCAGGUUUCAUCUCAAUUGACACGUAUGCGCAAGUGGAUGACCACACCAAAUACGUCGUGUUUUCCGAGUGGGAGUCCAAGGAACACUUUGACACGUGGUUGGCAAGCAAAGAGUUUCAAGAAUGCACGCAGCAGAUCAAUGAGCUUUUGGACGUCCCUGGACUGCACAUGCGCAUCUUUAAAACUCCAAAAGACGACGUCUUUCUCCUCUGA
Peronospora farinosa is the source of this 321-nucleotide messenger RNA. The record is from the annotation of a GenBank genome assembly. Lineage: Eukaryota; Oomycota; Peronosporomycetes; Peronosporales; Peronosporaceae.